CCGCUAUGGCUGGCCCGGUUGAGAAAUUGAGGGUAGCAUGAAAAAAAAAAGGCAGCUUGAAAGAGCAAAGAGGGGUGGGAGAGGCACCGUGAUGAGAAAAAGAGGGGGUGUUAGAGAGGAGGAGAGAGCCUGAGAAACAACUUAAAACAGCGAGAAGAGCAGACAGAACAGAGCAGGCGGGGAGAGCAGCCAGAGCGGGAACGCAGGACAGAGAGAUCACACACUCACACACCAGAACUAAGCAGCAAUGAUGUCACUUUUCAUGCCGCCUCUACUUCCACCCCCACCACCCGUCACCGGAUCAUAUUCUUUACUGGCUUGGGCUCAGAACGUGACUAUGACGACUACGAUGAAAACUACAGCCUUCCACCUAAAGUGGAGUCUUCUGUGAAACCACCCCUUUUGCAACGGGAGCGUAAACCCUGUGCGUAUGACUCCUGCUCGGAGACCCAGGAGCCAUGCCACCGCAUCGCAGAGAGGACCAAGUGCCUCUGUCCCGGGAUGAGUGGAUCUGAUGAGCCUCCUCACGCACCACGAAUUAGAGCACUGUUGCCUGCCACUGAAGGAGAGAACACAGGGGAGAUACAGGUACAGUGGUGUGCUCCGUCCUCCUCUGUGUCGUCAUACAAAGUGGUGGUCGAGGGGAGAGAAGGCGAUGCCCUGGAGUUUGGGGAAGCUGUUCGGCAAGGUCUGGUGGGGGCUUUGGAGGUGGGCACGAAAGUCUGCGUCGAGGCAGUGAACGCGGCAGGACCCAGCAGUCCCUCUGAGUUCUCCUGUAAGCGCACAGAGGGGACACUGUGA
Messenger RNA from Menidia menidia (Atlantic silverside), 801 nucleotides. NCBI's taxonomy places the organism in Eukaryota, Metazoa, Chordata, Actinopteri, Atheriniformes, Atherinopsidae. The record is from the annotation of a GenBank genome assembly.